AGUUAUUUACAUGGCCGACUGAUCACGUUGUUUUGGUUUCUUUGUCUCGGUUUAAAAAUGGUUGUGUCUUGUUGUGUGGUCGGUUGCACAAGUAGAUUUGACAAAGAAAACCCAAGAAGCUUUUACCGCAUCCCAAAGAAACCAGACAACCGUAGAAAUCGUUGGAUUGGAGCCAUAAAGCGUGUGUUAGCCGAUGGGCGUCAACAAUGGGAGCCUACAGAUUAUGAUCGCGUUUGCCAUCGUCACUUCAUAACAGGAGAGAAAAACAAUGACAAGAAUAGUCCUGACUACAUUCCCUCCAUCAACAUGGGUUACCAGGACACCAAAUUAAGUGGUACAAUCCGCCAUGCCAGACACCAGCGACUGGAGGUCCGAAAAUCUGAAAAGCAGAAGAAGCAAGCCACUUCUGCAUUACUAGAUUUGUCAAACACAGAAAAUCUUAUUGACACACAAGCAGAAGAGUCACAACCCCAUGCUGAGACACACAGUAUUUGUAUAAGGAAAAUAGCUUCCCUACGGAUUGAAAAUCAGCAGCUGUAUGAAGAACUGGGGAGGCUUCAGACUGAGAAUUGUAUUUUGAAAGAAAACCCGAGUCGGCUGAGCUUCGAGGAGCAGACAAUUUCAAGCGACCGUAGAAUUCAGUUCUACACAGGUGUAACAUCAAAAGCGCUGUUUAUGUGGCUGUUGUCAUUUUGCUCUUUGGCAUUGCCUUCGUGUAAAGUUUUAUCACCAACAUGUGUUUUGACGUGCUUAAUUAUGAAACUGAGAUUAAAUCUGCAGCACCAGGACUUGGCAUAUCGAUUUAAUGUGUCUGUCACCACAAUCUCAGAAAUGCUUAAUCAGGGGCUGCCAAAGUUAGCAGAGAAACUUGCCUUUCUUAUUCAGUGGCCAGACAAAGACAGUCUAAAACGCAAUAUGCCAAAUAUUAUUAAAAUAACAUAUCCAAAAUGUGUUAGUAUUAUCGACUGUUUUGAAGUUUUUAUUCAGAGACCUGGACCACUUACAGCAAGGGCCCAAACAUGGUCAAAUUACAAACACAACAAUACCAUUAAAUUUCUUGUGUCUAUAACUCCAACAGGAGCAAUUUCUUAUGUAUCCAGGGCAUUUGGAGGUAGGACAUCUGAUAAAGUUAUUACUCAGAGAAGUGGUUAUUUGGACAAAUUAGAAUAUGGCAAUGAAGUUUUGGCAGAUAGAGGAUUUUUGAUAGCAGAGGACUUGGCAAAUCGUAAUGCGACACUGGUAAUACCAGCCUUCACCAGAGGAAAGUCGCAGCUUAGUGCUCGGGAAGUUGAGCAGACCAGAAAAAUUGCUAAUGUACGCAUACAUGUGGAAAGAGCCAUUGAAAGACUGAAAAACUGGAACAUUCUGAGUAGUAGUAUGAGUAUGCACAUGGUUCCCCAUUCAGACAGCAUAGUCACCAUUUGUUCAGCUCUAUGUAAUUUACAACCAAAACUUGUUUCUUAG
Messenger RNA from Gigantopelta aegis, 1464 nucleotides. RefSeq lists its product as uncharacterized. Lineage: Eukaryota; Metazoa; Mollusca; Gastropoda; Neomphalida; Peltospiridae. The transcript is spliced from 3 exons. The coding region runs from base 58 to 1464 and encodes 468 amino acids. The record is from RefSeq and is a predicted model, not a curated record.